GCGGCAAAGGGCGGGGCGUGCCGCAGGGACUUCCCCUGGGCUGAGCUGCGCAGCGGGAUUUUGGCCAAAUUGGGCGAGGGUACAAUAUUACCACUUACCCCUUCUCACCGAGGAAGAGCGGGAGAAAGGGUAUGGCACAGUCACAAAGCUGGGUGAGAAGAUGCUUCAAGGCCUUUUGCAAAGGCUUCUUUGUGGCGGUGCCUGUGGCAGUCACUUUCUUGGAUCGCGUGGCCUGUGUGGCUCGGGUGGAAGGAUCGUCGAUGCAGCCUUCUUUGAAUCCUGGGGGAAGCCAGUCCUCAGAUGUGGUACUUUUGAACCACUGGAAAGUGAGAAAUUUUGAAGUACAGCGUGGUGACAUUGUGUCAUUGGUGUCUCCUAAAAACCCAGAACAGAAAAUCAUUAAGAGAGUGAUCGCUCUUGAAGGAGAUAUUGUAAGAACCAUUGGACACAAAAACCGGUUGGUCAAAGUCCCCCGUGGUCACAUGUGGGUUGAAGGAGAUCAUCAUGGACACAGUUUCGAUAGUAAUUCUUUUGGACCGGUUUCUCUGGGACUCCUGCAUGCCCAUGCCACACAUAUUUUGUGGCCUCCAGAGCGCUGGCAAAGACUGGAAUCUGUUCUUCCUCCAGAACGCUCUCCACUCCAUAUUGGUGAGAAAUAACUGCACAAGAGCCCACCAUAGGAGGAGCUGAACACACCAGAUGCCUCCUCCUGGAGGGAGAUGGUCCAGUGAUGCUGAGCAAGAGACCUCUGUAUGUCUUUAAGGUUGUCUGGAAUUUCCAUAUUAAACAGUAUUAAAUGAUUCUUGGUUGUGUGUUGUAUUUAAUUCCAUAUUGCUUAUCAUCAAAAAUUUCCAGUUCCUGGAGAACAUGAAAGCAUGCUAUCUGUACAUAUUAAAGAAGAUAAAUAGAGAAUGCUAUGCAUAGUUAUCAAUGAGAAUUUUUCCAUGAAGCCUGAUGCUCAAAGAAUUUUAAAAUUAAUGUACAGUGAGGAUGAUUUGUCUUUUACUAUUAAGACUGAAUGAGGAAAACGAAGUAUUAUGCACAUAAGAUAGUGAUUAUAUUAUAAGUGAAGGUAUCCACAGAAUAGUGACUGCCAGUUAGGAAGGACCAGAAACUGUGAUGUCAAAUAAAACAACCAUUUGUCCA
Molecule: messenger RNA, 1146 nt
Organism: Mus pahari (shrew mouse)
Lineage: Eukaryota; Metazoa; Chordata; Mammalia; Rodentia; Muridae
Gene: Immp2l
Product: inner mitochondrial membrane peptidase subunit 2
Exons: 7
Coding region: 132-659 (175 amino acids)
Biological process (GO): mitochondrial respiratory chain complex assembly
Cellular component (GO): mitochondrial inner membrane peptidase complex; membrane
Molecular function (GO): serine-type endopeptidase activity
Source: RefSeq, a predicted model, not a curated record